AUGUCUGAAGAGGAUGGCAUGGGAAUGGCCUCCAAUUAUAGCGUGCUGCAAGAACUAGGCUCUGGGUCUUUUGGAACAGUAUACAAAGCGAUUGAGAGAUCAACUGGAGAAGUUGUGGCCGUCAAACACAUUGAUUUAGAAUCCAGCGAAGAUGAUAUAGCAGAAAUACAACAAGAGAUAUCUGUGUUGAGUACGUGUGCAAGUCCAUAUGUUACUCAGUACAAAACUAGUUUUCUCCGUGGCCACAAACUCUGGAUUGUCAUGGAAUAUCUUGGAGGUGGAUCUUGCUUAGAUUUGCUCAAACCUGGUCCAUUCAAUGAAGGUCACAUAGCAAUCAUCUGUCGAGAACUUUUAUACGGUCUUGAUUAUCUACACCAAGAGGGGAAAAUCCAUCGAGACAUCAAGGCCGCCAACGUGUUACUCUCCUCAAGUGGAAAAGUCAAACUUGCCGAUUUUGGUGUUGCCGCACAACUCACAAAUAUCAAGUCGCAAAGGAAUACAUUUGUCGGUACACCUUUUUGGAUGGCACCUGAAGUUAUACAACAAGCCGGAUAUGAUUUUAAGGCAGACAUUUGGUCUUUGGGGAUAACAGCUAUUGAGUUAAUACAUGGAGAGCCUCCUCAUGCCUCUACGCAUCCUAUGAAAGUUUUAUUUAUUAUUCCAAAGUCUCCAUCUCCACUGUUGGAAGGUCCAAACUACAGCAAGGAAUUUAAGGAUUUUAUAGCGCAAUGCCUAGUCAAGGAAUGCGACAAGAGACCAUCAGCCAAGGAACUCCUCAAGCACAAGUUUAUAAGACACGCUGGUAAGGUUGAAGCAUUACAGGAAUUGAUGGAGAGAAAGCAAAGCUGGGACGGUAAUCGCAGUCAGAAAACUCAUCCAAGGUAUUACGAAGAGACACUAAAUAACAUGAGGUCAACUGCUACUUCGAGCGAAUGGCAAUUUGAAACAAUGAAGCCCACAACGGUGACAUCAAGUCGUCAGAGCACUCUAUACUCUCGCAAAAUACCUACGCACUAUUCCGAUAGUUAUGAAUCAACAUCAAGGCCCGAAGAAGCUCUAAAGCGACUAACUCUCAAGGACACACCGCUCGAUUUCUCCCCUCAAAACACAAUGAUCAAAAGUACGGUACGAAAACAGCCCUCUCUAGCCCAGCCAUCCAAAAUACCAAAAGACUUUCAACAACAGCCUCAGUCGAAAAAACCGCUACAGCCUGAUCUAAGCUUUGGUAAUACCGGCUCAACUGUCAGGUUGUUUUGCCGAGUGUCUGACAAUUUCACUGCUCCUCCCUCAAAGCUGGAUGAUGCUCCGCAAGCACAAAACGAAAACAGACCAUUGACGACAGAACCAGUUUCGAAAGAAGGCAUUGUAGGAAAGCAAUUCUUCCAUCAAAUUGUUGACCCCACCUUCCAAGAAAUGCUAUCCCAGACUAGUAGUCAAGAUAAAAGACAAUUGAUAUCACGCCUGGCAAACGCGUGGAGUGACUUCAACGCCAGAGAUCCUGAAGGGGAGUCCUAUUUAAUGAAAGCUAUAUUAGAAAAAUUACAGUUAGACCCGAAACUAUCUCAGAUUAUGCUAUCCCCACAAAAACAAACCAGAGACGCUAAUAUUUCUUCCCCAUCAAAGUCACCCACCAAGCUUGUAAUGUCUCCGAAUAACCCACACCUCAAGCCUAACCGACGUCGACAGUCAGGCAUUCAAUUAGACUCCAACGUUAAAGAAAAAUUAUCAAACCUGCCUGGUCAAAUUGUUCCAGGCAUGGAACACACGAAACAGCUUGCCGAUGUUUUAUACAGUCGAUGGGCUGAUAGACUUCGUAGUCGUUGGCCAAUCUCAUAA
Messenger RNA from Blumeria graminis f. sp. triticale, 1836 nucleotides. Lineage: Eukaryota; Fungi; Ascomycota; Leotiomycetes; Helotiales; Erysiphaceae. The record is from the annotation of a GenBank genome assembly.